AUGAUCGAUUCACUUACCGACGCGGAAGUCGAUAGAGUACGGGACGGAUCAAAGGCACAGCUAGCUGCCUGUACUGCAAUGAACUGGCAAGUUCGCCCACUCCCUCCCCGUACGUGUACGUUCAAGCCUCAAAACUUCUACGUCGGCGCCAUUCUCAACGUUAUCACCGAUGUCAUAAUCCUUGCCAUUCCUGUCCCGAUGCUCUGGGGGUUGCAGAUAAAGCUUAGCAAGAAGAUUGCCAUUGCCCUGUUCAUCUGCUCAGGAACGUUCGUCAUCGCCGCUGCUAUUGUACGCGCCGCGCUCACCCUGGGCAACACCCCCUCUGGACUGAACAUCAACCGCUGGGGAGUCCGCGAGACUAUCGUUGGCAUUAUCACCGUGAACCUGCCCAUUCUUAGACCCAUGUUCAGGCGGAACUUCUGGCGCGGGAAUACUUAUGUCGCGGAAUCGUCGUCAUACGGGCGCUCACGCCCUACAAAGAGCGGAUACGGGCUUGGUACAUUUGAGCUGAGGUCAGAGCCCGAUUCCAAGCGUGGCGCUGCUGCAUCAGAUGUAGAGCUGGUGACUGUGCCGAGGAGCGCUUCCAGGUCAUCCCGGAGAAGUUCCUCGAUUGAGAAGGAAACUGGCGACAGAAGCAUUCAAGUGGUAGUGCAGCAAAGUUACCACGUUAGUUCGUCUCCGAGAAGUGUGGAUGAAGAGCUGGGUGGUUGGGAUGAAGAAGAUAAAGAUCGAGGUCGCGCGUUUCAAACGAACAUCUCGUCAGGAAUGAGGCCUUAA
Messenger RNA from Didymosphaeria variabile, 777 nucleotides. RefSeq lists its product as uncharacterized. The transcript is spliced from 2 exons. The coding region runs from base 1 to 777 and encodes 258 amino acids. Lineage: Eukaryota; Fungi; Ascomycota; Dothideomycetes; Pleosporales; Didymosphaeriaceae. The record is from RefSeq and is a predicted model, not a curated record.